AUGCAGUUCAUCUUGGCCGUUAAUCACGCUCUGAUCACACGGUCUUGCUUCAUCCACCAGACUUAUGUUCCUGUCUCCUUUGAAAUCAAGGACACAGUAGUACGAGCCUAUAGAACAGAUCCUGUUCAAGUAAGGCACACAAGCCUUAGCAGAACUUGGAGUUCAAAGAUAUCUACGAGAGUCUCAUGUACGCUGCUAACUAGAGUUUGGUUAAUGCGCUGCUUAAGGAAAAAAAACAAUUGGUGGAGUUCUUCAAGCAUGUUCAGCAACACAUGGGUGAUAUUGAAGAUGAGAGAUAUGGAGAUCCAUUUUGUUAGUCUCUUUGGGAAAAUCGGGUUGCUGUCAAAGAUAAAAUGGUCAUUACCAUUUCCUAUUCCUAGUGAGAAUUGA
Messenger RNA from Vicia faba (fava bean), 390 nucleotides. The record is from the annotation of a GenBank genome assembly. Lineage: Eukaryota; Viridiplantae; Streptophyta; Magnoliopsida; Fabales; Fabaceae.